Messenger RNA from Phoenix dactylifera (date palm), 1741 nucleotides. RefSeq lists its product as uncharacterized. Lineage: Eukaryota; Viridiplantae; Streptophyta; Magnoliopsida; Arecales; Arecaceae. The record is from RefSeq and is a predicted model, not a curated record.
UCGGCUUCUUGAACUGUGUCAACAAAUGAAGCAAGGUGAUUGGUGCAAAGAUUUGCUGAGUUACUUUUUCAAGUAGCUUUUCUGGGUUACCGUAGCAUUAUUGCUCUAGAACAACACGCUUCGGGCGUCCUCCGGCACGCCAAUUAACGGCUCCCCACUUCCUACCCGCCCCCCUGGCACGCCCACUUCUUCCAACCAACCUCCUUUUCUCCUCUUCCCUACCCCCACGUCCUCUUCUCACCAAAAACCCUCCUAAAAAUCCUCUCUUUCUCUCGUUUUCUCUCUCUGAGGCAAUGGAAGCGUGCUCGGAGAAAUGGGAAAUGGCCGCCUUGGCGAGCCCGAGAAUCUCCUUCUCCCACGACCUCUCCCCCUCCUCCACCGCCGAAGCCCGCCGUCUGGACGCCUCCCUCUCCUUGGACUCCACCGCCGACGACUUCGACUUCAACUUGAGCGUCCACAUCCCCACCGACGACCGCUCCCUCGCCGACGAGCUCUUCUCCGAUGGAAAACUCCUCCCCCUCCCCAUCAAGAACCCCUCCACCCCAUCCAAUCCCCCAGCGCUCCCCCCACCGCCCACAAUCCCGUAUCCGAAGAAGUCCGGCAGCCUCCGCGAGAUCAUGGCCAGCUCCGAAGAUGACAGCAGCGUCAGAAGAUCUCCCUCUUCUUCCCAGAAAUCCUUCUGGCGGUUCCGCAGGAGCAGCAGUCUGACUUGCAGCGGAGGCAGCAGCCGACCAGGACUCCUCUGUCCCUUCGCAUUACUCCGCAGCAAAUCCACCGGCUCGUCGCCAACUCCGAACCCACCAAGGCCCGACAAACAGUACAAAAAGACCAACCACACUGGCGGCGGCGGCGGCGGCAUCAAUUCAUCGUCGUCAUUCCUCCGCAGCUUCUCGACUGAUUCCAGCUCGAGAAUUUAUUACUACUCGAGUGCGCGACGAUCGUGCAGCCACGGGGUCAGAAUUAGUCCGAUUCUGAACGUGCCGGCGGCCAGCGGUGCGUCGUUUUGCCAUCUGUUCUGCAGCUGUGGGGGUAAGAGCAUGCGAAGGGGAUCAGCAGUUACUUGUUCUCCGUAAAGCAUGGGAAGAAGUGGAUUGUUUCGAAAUUAUUACGAGGGAGGGGCCUUGUUCGUUUGCAAUGAUAGGAUAUACUCUCUCUUUUGCCUUGUUUUUUCCUCUAGCUUUUGACUUACUCUGCUCUCUUGUUUGAAGUGUAGUGGAAGUUGUGGGCUUGUAGGGAGGGAGUGUGAUGGAAGGAAUUGUGGGUAGGAUGGAUCAUGAAGGGUGUUGAGGGAUUGGGGGACAGCGAGAUCCCCCUGCUUUCAUGCUUGCUUGCUUCCUUGGGAUUUCCUCUCUCUCUCUGCUCAUUGUUACUCACUGCUGCUUUCUUCUAUCUUUUCCUAUGUAUUUUUUUUCACCCCCACUUCUGUCGUUUUUGCGGGCUAUGGGAUUGCUUUCUUUGUUGUGCAGUUGGGGGGUCCAUGUUCUACGUUUGUGGUGGCUUGUUUUUAAAGGUUUUGGCCUCUGUGAUGCUUUUGACUUUGAGUUGCAUCGUAUGUUAUAACUCUUCUGUCCUACUUUUCUUGCUCCUCUAAACUUCGGUGGGUUUAAGAAGGGAAAAGUCUUACUGACUUCUGUCUUCCUCUCAGACCAUACAUGGAGAGAAGUUGCUUUGUUUUGUAUGUUUUGUAAUUGACUCGCCAUUAAUUAUGAUCAAUAAAGCAUAUUGGGAGCGUAUUAUGGUA